AUGAUGAGUGGUUUCAAAAGAUCGUUUUGGACUUCCAAACAUAAAAAGACAGACGAUGAUCGGCAAAAACCAACUUCAAGAUUCGGGUUUUUCUCUAACCCGUCUACUCCAAAGUCUGAGACCCGACCCGAUUCAGCUGGCUCUACCCUUCGUUGCCAGAGUUGGGCUGCUACGGCCCUGGCCACUCCCUCACUGUCUCUUCCCGCUAGUCCCAAUCUUCAGUGCACAACUCCCGGCGACGUAACUCCGAUGCCGACUACGCCAAGGAGAAACAGAAGCCCUCUCUCUCUUCUCAGCGUUUCAUCUUCUUCUUCUACCCCUUCGUCACCGAAAUCUCCGGCCAGUUUCUCUCUCCUCAAAUCAAGACUCUGUUUCAGCAAAAGUAGCAGCAGCAGAUGUGGAAUUUGCUUACAGAGCGCGAAAGCAGGGAGAGGAACGGCGAUUUUCACGGCGGAGUGUUCGCACAUUUUUCAUUUUCCUUGCGUGGCUUCACGCGCCGGUGAUCGGAAUUUACUCGCCGCCUGCCCUGUUUGCGGUGCCUCAUGGAGAGAGACCUCGCUUCUCCCUCUGUCGCUUUCUUCUUCUCUCCACGAGCCGGAUACUCAAAAAUCCCCAAAAUCCGGAUCCGAAUCCGAUUCCAGGAUCCGAGAACCCAAGAACAGCAAAUCCUUAAGACUCUACGACGACGACGAGCCUUUGAUCUCCUCUCCAAUCUCGCCUGCCGGUUUCAACACCAUACUGGAAUCAGAUGAAAACGACUACGACGAGGAGGAAGAUGAUAACGGCGACUUCAAAGGUUUUUUCGUUAACACGCCGUCACCAUUAACGGCGAAGAAAUUGUUGACGGAUUCCGUUUUGGGACACGUGGACGUCAAGCUGUCUUCGGAGGCGCCAAUUGUGGCGGUUGGAAGAGGUUUCGAGACGUACUCAGUGGUGAUGAAAAUCAAAUCGCCGCCGUUGCCAACGGCGCGUAGGUCUCCGGUAGAUAUAGUAACUGUCCUAGACGUUAGCGGAAGCAAGACUGAAAUCGUUAGACGAGCGAUGAGACUGGUGAUUUCGUCUCUACGAGAGACGGAUCGUUUGUCGAUGGUCUCGUAUUCAUCGAGUUCGAAGCGAUUGACGCCGUUACGGAGGAUGACGGCGACAGGAAGAAGAAUAGCUCGUCGGAUCGUCGACAAUAUCUCCGGUGAUGGCGACGGAAUGAGCGUGAACGAUGCGGUUAAGAAGGCGGCUAAAGUGAUCGAAGAUCGCCGGCAGAAAAAUCUGUUCACCACCAUCUUCGUCUUAACGGACCGUGAUAGAAACUCGGCCCAUCAAGCCCAAUUUAUUUCGUCCACGCGCGUCUGUCACUCAGAAAUCCCAACGCACACCUUUUAUCUCGGCGCGUGUAAUCACCUUCACCCGGAGGAAGCGUUUGCGAAAAGCAUUAAAGGUUUGAUGAGUUUAUCAGUUCAGGAUCUUACUUUACAACUCGGAUUGGUUUCCGGGUCGGGUCAAGGAGAGAUUACGUCGGUUUACUCACUAUCGGGUCGACCGCUUUGGCUUGGAUCCGGAUUGAUUCGGUUGGGUGACAUGUACGGCGAUGAAGAAAGAGAAGUGUUGGUGGAACUCAAAUCACUUGCAUCUUCUUCGUCUGGUAGAUCCCAGAGAACUAUGACCGUCCGAUCUCGCCACGUGGACCCUUCAACUCAGGAAAUAAGAAAUUCAGAAGAUCGAGCGCUUUUGAUACCACGUCUUACUGCUGUUAGAUCAUCUAACACGAGCAUCGAGAGGCUCAGAAACCUCCACGUCAGCACACGAGCCGUGGCAGAAUCUCGGCGGCUAACGGAUGCUAAUGAUUACUCGGGAGCGGAGCGAAUGCUGACAUCAGCUCGAGUCUUGUUGGUGCAAUACGGCUUAAAUUCCAGUGAUGCGUGCUUACGUGUUUUGGACACUGAGCUGGCAAAUUUUAACCGUGUGAGAGGUAGACAUGUGGUGGUGAAGAGCCUAGAGCCAGUGGCUCAGAAGACUGAGCCGCUUACUCCAACUUCAGCAUGGAGAGCGGCUGAAAGGUUGGCCAAAGUUGCGAUCAUGAGGAAGCAUAUGAAUAGAGUGAGUGAUCUCCAUGGCUUCGAAAAUGCUAGAUUCUAG
Molecule: messenger RNA, 2130 nt
Organism: Thlaspi arvense
Lineage: Eukaryota; Viridiplantae; Streptophyta; Magnoliopsida; Brassicales; Brassicaceae
Source: the annotation of a GenBank genome assembly